Molecule: messenger RNA, 852 nt
Organism: Penicillium brevicompactum
Lineage: Eukaryota; Fungi; Ascomycota; Eurotiomycetes; Eurotiales; Aspergillaceae
Product: protein-transporting protein BCP1
Exons: 3
Coding region: 1-852 (283 amino acids)
Cellular component (GO): nucleus
Source: RefSeq, a predicted model, not a curated record
AUGGUCAAGCGGAAAGAUCUCGGUGAUGUCCAGAUGGGCGGUACUCAGCCAGAGGAGGAGGACUCCGGCGAGGACAUUGACAUGGUCAAUGUAGAUUUCGAGUGGUUUGACCCGCAGCCAAUAGAUUUCCACGGCAUGAAGAACCUGCUGCGCCAGUUGUUCGACAAUGACGCUCAAAUCUUUGAUAUGUCCGCUCUGGCCGACUUGAUUCUUUCGCAGCCAACACUGGGUUCAACAGUGAAGGUUGAUGGAAACGAAUCGGAUCCCUAUGCAUUCCUGACGAUUCUCAAUUUACAAGAGCACAAGGACAAACCCGUCAUCCAGGACCUGAUCAACUACCUUAAAACCAAAUCCGCCUCUAACACGUCUCUUUCUGCCGCCCACGAGCUUCUCUCUCAGAAUCCUAUUCCCCCUAUCGGUCUCAUUCUCACCGAGCGUCUGAUCAACAUGCCUUCCGAGAUCGUCCCGCCCAUGUACAACAUGCUCCAGGAGGAGAUCGCCUGGGCCAUUGAGGACAAGGAACCUUACAAUUUCUCGCACUACCUCGUUGUCUCCAAGAACUACGAGGAGGUUGAGUCCAAGCUCGAUCAGGAAGAGUCUCGGCCUCAGAAGAAGAAGAAGAAGGGCGGUGAGCAGGCUGAGCGAUUCUUCUUCCACCCCGAGGAUGAGGUGGUGGAGCGCCAUGCGCUGUGCUCAGGCUCUAUCGAAUAUACUCACAAAUCCGAUGAGGGGCACUCUGACUCCAAGCGUGCCUUCCAAGAGCUUGGUAUCAAGACCAACGGUAGCUUGAUUUUGCUCGAAGCCGCCAAGUUCGAGCCUAUGGUCAAAGCCCUCACGGAAUAUAUGUCCUAG